AUGAAAUCGCAACCCAAAAUUGCAGAAGAAAAUAAUGGAAAACAACGACGAGAAGAUGAACCAAUCAAAAUUCAGAGAAAAAUAAUAAUAAAAAUCUCAGACCCAGAUGCUACAGAAUCAUCAUCUUCAGAAGAAGAGGAACAAGGAAAGAGACAAUCAAGAAAACAGCAGCCAAAGCUCACUGUUCAUGAAAUUUUUCAAGAUAAGGUAAAAACUACAACUUUUUCUAGCAAAUUGCCAUCUGGGGUUCGAAAGAGAAAAUGGGGAAAGUAUUGCGCUGAGAUUAGAGACCCAUUUAACAAGAAAAGAAUUUGGUUGGGUACUUUUAAUACUGCUGAAGAGGCUUCUCAAGUUCAUCAGUCUAAGAAACUUGAGUUUGAGGGAAAAUUAAAAAUGGCCAAAAUUGCAAAAACAAAGAAGGCUAUUUCUGAAAAAUCUGAACUUGAGAGUCAGACCUCAGAUUCAUCAAAUGGGGUUGAAGAAUUGUUGAUGGGGCAGUGGAUACAAAUUUCAGAUGAUAAAGAAGUUUAUUUUUCAUUGAAAUUGGGGGUUCCAAUUGUUGAUAAUUAUGGAUUUUUAUUAGGUGAAUUUAGUGAAUUGGAUGAUCUUAGUAUUUCUGUCUGUGAUGUAGAAAAUGAUCUCUGA
Nicotiana tabacum (common tobacco) is the source of this 645-nucleotide messenger RNA. Its product is annotated as ethylene-responsive transcription factor ERF118-like. The record is from RefSeq and is a predicted model, not a curated record. Gene Ontology annotation, biological process: regulation of DNA-templated transcription. Lineage: Eukaryota; Viridiplantae; Streptophyta; Magnoliopsida; Solanales; Solanaceae. Gene Ontology annotation, molecular function: DNA-binding transcription factor activity; DNA binding.